Corythoichthys intestinalis (scribbled pipefish) is the source of this 2361-nucleotide messenger RNA. It is a transcript of the gene khdrbs2, whose product is annotated as KH domain containing, RNA binding, signal transduction associated 2. Gene Ontology annotation, molecular function: poly(A) binding; mRNA binding. Gene Ontology annotation, biological process: regulation of alternative mRNA splicing, via spliceosome. The transcript is spliced from 9 exons. The coding region runs from base 241 to 1284 and encodes 347 amino acids. The record is from RefSeq and is a predicted model, not a curated record. Gene Ontology annotation, cellular component: nucleus. Lineage: Eukaryota; Metazoa; Chordata; Actinopteri; Syngnathiformes; Syngnathidae.
AGCGCGGAGCUGAGGAAGAGACGUAACAGCCAGCGGUGGAAGAGAUGGGCUCACUUCAAUGAAUCAGAAUUCCACCUGCAAACAAGCAACUCGGACACCCUGGAGACCGAAAUAAAUUAGAGCCUUUUUGUUUUAGGUUGGGAACCUUCUCGGUUUUGAGUCUGCAGCUGCCAACAUUAGGAGCAAGGAGCUAAAUAUUGGACGCGUGCAUAUCCUGUGGGCAAAUCUUCACUGAUAAGAAUGCAUCAAAAUAACUGCUUACCUGAACUGGUAACUGAGAAGAACAUAUUGGAGCCUCAGUUUGGGAAUUCUCUACGUUUGCUUGCAGAAGAAAUUGAAAAGCAUGAAGGUGAAGGUGACGAACUGCAAAAAGAUGGAAUAAUGAAGAAAUACCUUGACAUUAUCAGCAAUAAGAAUAUCAAGCUGUCGGAAAGAGUUCUCAUUCCUGUUCAACAGUAUCCAAAGUUUAAUUUUGUUGGAAAGCUGUUGGGACCUCGGGGAAAUUCCAUGAAAAGGCUACAAGAGGAAACAGGAGUCAAGAUGUCCAUCCUCGGAAAAGGAUCCAUGAGGGAUAAAGGAAAGGAGGAAGAAUUAAGGAACAGCGGAGAGGCCAAAUACUCACAUCUGAGUCACGAUCUGCAUGUUUUAAUUGAAGUCUUUGCUCCACCGGGUGAGGCCUAUUCCCGUAUGAGUCACGCUUUGGAGGAGAUUAAAAAAUUCCUUGUUCCAGACUACAAUGAUGAGAUUAGACAGGAACAACUACGAGAGCUUUCACUGUUGAACGGUUCGGAUGAGUCCAGCAGAGGCAGGAAUGCACAAGGAAGAAACAUUCGGGCAUCGACCACAGUAUCCGCCAGGGCCCGCAGGAACACAGGAAGGAACACGGUAACGCCUCGGGGGACGUCUGCCGCGACACACAGCAAGCUCGCGGCAUCCGCUUUAACGAGGGAUGCUCACACCCCGAGAGCCAGGGGAGCAGCGGUAGCGGCAAUCGGAGGGUACCGACCUCCGCUGUUGGCCGCAACACAUGACUCAUACGACGACUAUGGCUACGACGAUGGAUAUGGCGGGGAAUACGACGACGACAGCUAUGACGCUUAUGACGAUAACUACAGUAAUCAGUCAAAGAGUAACUCAGAAUAUUAUGAAUAUGGACAAGUAACAAGUGACAAAUCCUACAGCAGCUAUGAGGAGGAGUGGCCCACUUCACGUGCCAGUCUCAAAGCUCCAGUGCUACAGCUGACAAGAGGGGGAUACAGGAAACAUCCCUAUAGUCGAUACUGAAGGUGCUCCACACAUGACCUGCAAUUUGGGUCUAUGUUUUUUUAAACACUGUUGUCCAUCCGAUUAGAUAUUCCCUUAAAGCAGUGGCUUUUCAAAGUGAGUAAAAUAAAAACCAAAAAUACUUCUCAAGAGAGAAAACUGCAAAAACUAUAUUCGGUAUAUCAACAUGUACUAUUAUUGGUGUAACAUUGAUUUGGUAAGUAGUUAAAAUAUUUGUACAAAAGAUGAAGAACAAAAGAGACACACGUAAUAUUUGUUUUCUUUUUUUUUUUACCAAAAUGUCACAUUGAAAUCACUUUGAAAUCCACUGUAUUAAGGCCCAUAGAUUGUCUUUAUUAUUUGUCUCAUGUUAAGUGUGGAAAAUGCUUUUACACAAAUGUAAACAUAUCAAAUAAAACACACACACAUUUCUUUUAAGUGUGUGUGUUUGUGCGUGUUGUUUUUUUUUUUUAAUCUAUUUAUUGCAUCCAAUUCCAUGAUAAGCAAAGAUCACCAAUGCAACAUAUGACACAAUGUUUUGGCCAUGCUUAUAAGCAAUUUUGUGACUCGACGCCACUGAUUAAAAAUGAUUAAAGUCCACCCUUGACUCAUGAUUAAAAGAAAAAAAGAUAAAAUAAGAAAUCUGACUUCUGUAAACCAGUUUUAGUUGACAAACAUUUCUCAGUUUUGUAAAUGCAGGUUUGUGAUCACUGUAUAGCUUGGAAUAAUUGCAUGGUUUGCCAAAAACAAUAGGAAGGAGAAAGUCAGUCAAGAAUAAAAGGUACCGUAUUUUUCAGACUAUUAGAACUCACUUUUUUUUUUCCCAUAGUUUGGUUGGUUGAAGCACAAUAAUGGCUCCUAGUAAGGCCUUUUCACACACUUAGCAAACACACUCAUUGUGUGGUUUAAAGGGGCUGCACCAGCUCAAAGGAGCAUUUCUGGGCAUUUUGAUUAGGCCUGAACGAUAUUGGAAAAACCUAUCAUUGCGAUUUUUGGGAGGGUUGCGAUACAUUGCGAUAUUAACACUAGAAGAUUUUUUUACCAGAUAACUUGAAUAGCUCUAUUUAGGCCUGAACUAUAUUGGAAAAGUUAACAUUG